CAAAAGUACUCAAUACCUUAACUGUGUGCAUAACGGUUAAUAGAGGGAAAAAAUCUUUGCUGGCCAUCAGACACAAAGAAAGUAACUGUUAACUGACGAAAUGAAAGUGCAGUUAUUAAACUGACUAGGAAGCUAUCAUUCUUCAAUGUACCCUUUCUUUUUUAAGACAGUGGGGUGCAAUUUGAGUGUCAUUUCUUUGUUAUUAGUAGGAGGUCAAGUGAUCACAUAUACUCUGUCGCUAUUGUGGGUUUAAAGAAAAAUUAUAAAAAAGUAAAAUGGGUAGUUUUAUUGCGAAAAACUGAAAUUAAGUCGCCAAUCUGGAUUGGCAAUCAACUCUGAUCGUAGGCCUGUUUGUUCAGAGUUCACCGACUUGAGAUUAAACAGCGGUAAGAAAGGCGACAUAUUAUAACCGAAAGUAGGACGAGAUGGACAGAGUUAGAACGUUUUUAAUAAGAAAUCUAUAAGAUCAGUCCAGACAUGUAUCACAGUAUCCAGGAACUUGAUAGCGCUCUCUAUUGUAAGAGGUAAUUUUUUGCUUCACGCUCAGUUACAAGCCGUGUAAAUUUCACAUUCGUUUGUGCCAUUGUAUAUUGGUAACAACUAAUUAACUGUUGUAGGUGAGAGAUUAGUCAUCAACCUGGAUAAAAAUAAGAGAUAGUUUGCAAGAAGUACUUGAAAAUCCUGGUAAUCUAUCAAUUUCAAACCUUACUACCUCAAUACACCUCUCAUUAUUUCAUAUUGCAAUGUUAUCACUUGAUAUUGAAAUUAAAAUAUUUCACUAAUGACUAUCAACAUAUUUACCAACUUCUGAAGACUAAAAGUAACCUUAUGAAGCUGAUGUCUGAGAGUUUUUACAACUUUUGGUUAAAUUGAAGUGAAUUUUUUCUUGGCCUUGAUAUUACUUGCAAAAUUCCUACACUGGUAUUUGCUAGAAAAUUUUCUUUAUAAAUGAAAUCUGAAGAUUUACCAUGAAGUUUUAUCUGUAUUAUAUAUAAGGACUUGAACUUUGAUAUCUGGAUAUAACUCAUUCAUUGGAGGUAUUUUAACAAUCCUUCAGUUGCUGGUUAUUAUUUGCAAAAUUAUUUCCUAAUAAUUCUAAGUAGAGUCUACCUUAAUUUGAAGUAUUAGGAUAGAAUGAUAUCUUUUUCUUAAGAACCAAGACAUCAUUAGACUUUAACUGUGACAACACACAGAGAAAAUAUAGAUUAAAAGAGAAGUUAUGGAUGAGGAAACAAAGACUGGGAAUAUUGAAUCAGACACUGAAAAUAUUGAAUCAGAUAUUGAGAAUAUUGAAUCAGACACCGAGAAUAUUGAAUCAGACACUGAGAAUAUUGAAUCAGACUCAGAGAAUAUUGACUCAGACAUUGAGAAUAUUGAAUCAGAUACUGAGAAUAUUGAAGCUGACACCAAGAAUAUCGAAUCAGACACCGAAAAUAUUGAAGCUGACACCAAGAAUAUCAAAUCAGACACCGAAAAUAUUGAAGCUGACACCAAGAACGUCGAAGCAAAGACUGAGAAUAUUGAAGGAGUCACUGAGAAAAUUGAAAUAAAAACUGAGAAUAUUGAAGUGAAAACUGAGAAUAUUGAUACAUUUAAUCAAGCAGGAAAAAAUACAGAAGUGAAAUCACGUACAUGUGAAGUAUGUGGGAAGUUAUUUACUACAAGCAAUUUAUUAUCUUCCCAUAAAUGUCAAGGUAAAAGUCUACACCACUGUUAUAUCUGUGGUAAAAUUUUCUCUCAACAUAGUCAUUUGUCACGACAUGUGCGUAUCCACACAGGAGAAAGACCAUACCAUUGUGAUAUCUGUGGUAAAUCAUUCUCAGAUAGUAGUACUUUACACACCCACAAACGUAUUCACACAGGAGAGAAACGGUACCACUGUGAAUUCUGUGGUAAAAGCUUUUCUGGAAAUACUGGUUUGUCUUCUCACAGACGUACACACACAGGAGAAAGACCAUACAAAUGUGAUGUCUGUGAUAAGGCAUUUUUUACAAGGGCUUAUUUGACUCGACACACACGUAUUCAUACAGGAGCAAAACCAUACUUUUGUGAAUUUUGUGGUAAAUCAUUUGCAGAUAGAAACACGGUAAUUUCCCACAAACGUAUCCAUACCCAGGAGAAACCAUUCCCCUGUGACGUUUGUGGUAAAACAUUCUCUGAAAGUAGUAAUUUGUCUUGUCACAAACGUAUUCACACAGGAGAAAGACCAUAUCAAUGUGAUAUCUGUGAUAAAGCAUUUUUUACUAAAAGUCAUUUGUCAGGUCACAUUCGUAUUCAUAAAGGAGAACGUCCAUACCAAUGUGAUAUCUGUGAUAAGGCAUUCUCUCAAACUUCUCAUUUAUCUCGACACAAACGUAUUCAUACAAGAGGGAAACUGUAUCCCUGUGAUAUUUGUAGUGAAGCGUUUUCUACAAAUGAACAUUUAAUUCAACAUCAACAUAUUCACAUGGGAAUGAAUAUGUAGCCAUAUGGUAAUAGAUUUUAUCCAAAUAGCAAUAUAUUUUAUAAAUGAAUUUGUUUUUAUUAUAUUUCAACACACUACUAUCAAUGUUAUACUGUUUUAUUCGCUGCCAAUAGCUUAUUGGAAAUUCCACUGUAUCUUUUAUAUGCACUGAAUACUUGAUCAGCUGAACAUUUCAUAUAUCCAUUACUGCUAAGCAUUCCUGUAGAGUAUCUGAGUUAAUGAUUCUCACCCUGUUGACCAGAAUACACUUACACUUUUCAUGUCUUCUAUAUUUUUGUGUGUGUGCAUGGAGCAGAAGCAUUGUCCUACAUGUGAUCAGUACUCUGAGCUUUGUAAAGGCUCUACUACUGACUAGGACUGAAAUAUUUAUCGACACUAAAGGUUUUGGAGGUGGAAUUACCAUGAGUGUUUCCUUAGAAAUUUUGAGUCCUCUCAUUUGUAGGUGUUUUGUUCUUGAUUAAAUAUGAAAAGUACUACUGUUUCUUUGAUAUGCAUAGUGACUGUACUUUUGUCCCAUUGAAUGUACUGUGUCAUGUUCCCAUUGAAAAUCUUCUCAAGAUCUAUGACAAGGGCAAAAAUCAGUCUUUACUUCAUACCCAUAUGACAAAUAUGUCAUCAGGUGACUGGCUAACUUUCUGAAAGUUGUGUUGCAAAUGGUAAGCUUUUUUUCAUUAGAGGAAUACAGGAACUUUAACAUUUUAUUUUUUUUAUCAUGCUCAGAACCUGCAUCUUCAUCAAUGUGUCAUCCUACUAGUGUUGUUACCUGACAUAACCGUUGAAAUUAUCCUCUAUGAAGAUGAUGUCAAUGAUAUCGGUUUUCAUCUAGCUUGAACAAAAGUUUCACUGAACUUAUCCUUCUACUUGUCUAUUAAUCCUAUUGGUGAGACUUAAUCACAAAUCAUAGAUGUUUUGAUGUUGUAAAAUAUAUAUUUGAAAUACUUAUUAUGUUAUCUUAUAUAAAUAUAUACAGAAAAGAAAUUAUAUCUGAUGAUAUAUAUGAUCAUACAAAUAUUCACAAGUUAUACUUGUUUGUUGGUAUCCCAUGAUAUGUAUGAUAAUACUUUCAAUCCUGAUUUGAGCAACAUAAAGCAAUCUCCAAAUUACAACAAAUUAAUAUUUAAGUAAGCUAUAAGAGAACACCUGCUGGAUGACAAUGUACCUUCUAGAACAUUCCAAUAGUUAACCCAUGCUAUUUGUGUAACUGUUACUAUAUAUGAGAAAAUGCAUAGAACCAUAAAAGAUAUCUUAUUAAAAUAAAACUUUGAAAUAUUAA
This is a messenger RNA of Octopus bimaculoides (California two-spot octopus), 3737 nucleotides long. RefSeq lists its product as uncharacterized. NCBI's taxonomy places the organism in Eukaryota, Metazoa, Mollusca, Cephalopoda, Octopoda, Octopodidae. Gene Ontology annotation, molecular function: RNA polymerase II cis-regulatory region sequence-specific DNA binding; DNA-binding transcription factor activity, RNA polymerase II-specific. Gene Ontology annotation, biological process: regulation of transcription by RNA polymerase II. The record is from RefSeq and is a predicted model, not a curated record.